This is a messenger RNA of Nilaparvata lugens (brown planthopper), 3560 nucleotides long. RefSeq lists its product as uncharacterized. The record is from RefSeq and is a predicted model, not a curated record. The transcript is spliced from 6 exons. NCBI's taxonomy places the organism in Eukaryota, Metazoa, Arthropoda, Insecta, Hemiptera, Delphacidae. The coding region runs from base 505 to 1785 and encodes 426 amino acids.
UCAGUUGUUUACCGGCUCGAUAGCUGGAAGGUUCCAAUCGUUAUUCGUUUCGUGGUCUCUCUCGUUGUCAAGUUCAUUCAUGAAUCACUGCAUGGCAAAAACGUGUUAUCAGAACUUCAUGACAGUCUUCACGAAAAAUUAGCGGCUCUUCAGUCAUCACUAGUUCAUACUUUAGAAUUCGCUUCAUAAGUGAUAGUGCAUUUCCUAACAUUCACAAUAUUUACAAACUAGGACUUGAAGUUUAAUCAGUUAGUAGCCUAUAAAAAUUUUCCAAUUUAUCAAUAUUCUAUCUGUGUUCUCAAAGAAUCUUACAUUCAAAUCUUUGUCACUAGCUUCUUAUAACAUUUUGAGAGAUUGUUGAUGUACAAACAGCUCGAAUCUUCCAAACUUGAACAUUAUCUAGUGUUAUCAACUUGUGAUUGAUGAGCUCCUCUGUGUUAACAUAAACAAAUUUCUCUUGAACUUGAGAAUCAAAUUCUUUUAGUAUUUGUUGACUAUUCGAAAAUGGGGCUCAGUGUUGAUAUCAGUGUGUCCAUUUUGGGGGCUUUAAUGUCAAUGAUGUUUUUGGGAACUCUGUCAGAAGAAAUAGGAUCACCAUUGAAAGUGGCACAAUGCAGAGCUGCUUGUAUUUACUCUUUUUCGAGAGAGAAUGAGACAUCACCAUGCUUGAAGAACGAAGAGUGCUUAUCGUGCUGGAAAAGCUGUCAACGACUGCAAUUCAGUUACAAGAAACUCUGUUUGAAAAAUUCAGACUGCGAUGUCGGCUGCAAAGCGGCCUGUCACUUCGCGGAGGAAGCGAGCAACUACGUGCCACGAGCUCCCGUCCUCGUGCAACGUGGCGAGGAAGUGCUCAUGAACGACGGCCAUGAGACAAAAUGGCCGAAACCAGCGCCCGAGCUGGAGGGACCCUGGGUCUAUCUAGUUAUGCGACGCCUAAAACACCCUGGUAGUUCCUGGCGACAGAUCACUCAAACCCUCGACCGAUCCGCAAGGAUCCCGACUGGAGGGAUGGUGAGGGUGUUAGUGGUGAACCGCAGCGGUUUAGCGACCAUAUACGGACCUGCAGAGGAGAUUAGGAGACGGGAUGACAAGGGGUGGCGACUGAGGGAGGUGUCCGUGAUUCACCAGGAGGCGGUGGUGAUCGCAGAGAUUGCCUGGGAGGCGAGACAUCCGGGAGCGCUGUACCUGGUCACCUGGGAGGUGGCUGGAGGUGGACUCCGGGGGAACCUGCUCUUGUCGUCUACAUGUGUCGCGUUGUCUCUGUGGCCUGAUACUCAGUUCCAUGUACAGGUGGAACUCAUGAACCCCAGUGCACUGGAACAACAAAAAAGUGAGGAACUAAUCGUGGAUACUCAUAAGGGAAUCGAGAACGUGAUCCUACCUCAGAGUGACGAUCCGUCCCUCCUCAAUGCUUUCUCCUCAUUCUCCUCCUCUUCCUCAUCCUCCUCAGACUCGUCUUCCUCAUCCUCAAACUCACUCCUCCUCAGAGUCCUCAACAGUUCGAGAGCAGACAUAGAGCUGAGUGACCCUCAACUGCAGCCGAUUACGACGCGGCAAAUGACGGCGCAGUUUGUUGCCGCUGGGUUGGCUGCCCUGUUGGCUGUGCUAAUAGUUGUCAUGGUUGUAAGGGCGUGCAGGACGAGAGGGGAAACCAAUCCUCAUUCGAAGCUCGUUGAGGACGAUUAUCUAACGGCUGACCUGUAUAAAGUUGUUUCACACAACGCAGGGACUGACAAGACAAAGACAAGCGUACCAACUUUCACGGCCAACCCACUAAUCACGUGACAUGCACUGGGCCAGCCUAGCUUCCUAGUACCUAGCCUCAUGUACAACGUGACUGUUUAAGUUGGAUUCCAAGACUGCAUCAUUGAUAAUAUUGUGUAUAAACUCAAUUAAGCAUUAUUUAUUAACUAUGACUAUGUUCCUAAGCACUACUAUAUUAUAAUGUAUUGUACUCUUAUUAUCAUUAUUAUUGUAAAUAUUUAGCCUACAUCUCAGUGUAUUUGAAAACUGUUAGAAAUACAGCAAGAAGAUUCUAGAAUAAUUUGAUGAACUAGACUCAUUCCAGAAAAAAUAAUAUUCUCAUGAGUAUACAUGGGAAAUAUAAUCAACUAAAGAUUUUCUAAAUCGAAUGUAUUUUAUGGUAAAAUUAUAUAAUAUCGAACAUACUGGACCUGGCUGGCUCAGGUCUGGUGUUAGAGCUUCCAGGUAACACCUGAGUAAUUGCAGUCCUCUGACAUGACUUAUAUAUUCAUUUAUUGUAAUUAGGGUGACCACGAAUUAUUGUAAUACAUCAAUAUUGUAAGAUCCCUGGAUUCAAGAAAGAUAUAUAAUCUAUCUAUGCUGCACUGGAUUAGCAUCAUAUUAUCAAGUUGUUAACAAAAUAUUUUGAUUCAAUAUAAAUAUGGGUGAAUUUCUUUAAUAUUACAAACAAAAAUUCAAGUCUAAUAAAUGGUCUAGUGUCUAGUAAAUUCAAAUAUUGAAUAAAUAAAUCUUGUAUGAUAUGAUUAUGAUUAUUUACUUGCAUAGAUUUUAUAAGAUUGUGGAUCUCAGCAUUUAUGAAUGUGUAAAUUAUGGUCUGGAAAAUUACAUAAACUUUGAUAGAAUUAUAAUGACUAGGCAAUCAAUUUUAUUUGGUUGUAUACUGAAUAUCGAGAAGAGACAGUUGGAUUAAUUUGAUAUACUAUUUAUUGAUAUGUCCAGAUUGUUUUGUGAGACAUUACCAAUAUAACAAUACUGUAUAUUUCAAUAAAGACAUUACCAAAGGUAUUCAAUAUCCUUGUCAGAUCAAUUGAUAAGUUUCAUGAGUUAUUACUGUAUCUCUGCAUGAAUUCUAUGGUUUUCCAUCAAUGUUUUUCAAAUAAUGUCAGUAUUCCAAGUGUACAGUUUCCGAAUAUUUUCGCGUGAUUAUUUGAAAAUCCUCAACAGGAUUGUCACUUCAAUAAUUCAAUAUAGGCCUACUUUAUAAUUAUUUCUGCAGCUGUUUAUAUUCAUAUUCAUUAUAGAAUAUGUUCUGUCACAUUUUUAAUCCUUAAACUAAUCUUGAUCUGUAAUCUUGAAAUUCACGAACAUCAGCUUACUUACAAAAAUGUAAUUGUAGUCCUGUGAGCUCAGAGUUAUGCUUGAAAAUCAUGUUUUGGAAAAUUAUAUUGGGAAACAUGACUUACAUCCCUCCUACUACCUCACUAUUAUUAUAUAAGCCACAAAAAAAUGUUGAAAACUCAACCAAUACUUUCAAAGAAUGUAUAAUAUAAGAUAAUAACAGGUUGUGUACUGGUAUUGAACUAUUGAGCAAUAUGUAUGGACAAUUAUCCAAAUGGAAGUCGAAUAUGUGUAUCAUAUAAAUUUAAUAUCCAUGCUAACUUGCUCCAUUCCUAGUUUAGGUUUGUAGAUAAUUGUAAAAUAUUGUAAGGAUGAAUGAGUAAAUUUCGAGAAUUAUGUUAAAUUAUUAAUUCUAGUCUAUGUUUCUUGUAAUAUUAUUGUAUCACUGUGAUAUUGAUUUGAUUUUUAAGCUUGUCUAUCGCAAGGAUGAACUUUGUAAUAAAAACCUACAUAAUCAA